GUGGUAUGAUGCCGUAUUGCGUAAUUUACGUCAGAGGAGUACUUCAUCACUGAUAUAUAUAUACUCCUAUCCUGUUUUCAUUCCGCAAGUAGCUGCGAGUGUACGCGAUCGCGUUAUAUUUCAACCAAUUAUGGCUUAUUCGCAGGGUGCUACUUUCGGUUCAACGCAAGGUCAUAUCCAGGUCAGUCCGGAGAUUCAAAAAUGGUUCGCAACACUUGAUCGAGAUCACAGUGGUCGAAUAACAGCUACUGAAUUAAAGAGUGCCUUAGCAAAUGGACAAGGGAGCACUUUUUCUGACACAGCUUGCAAGCUGAUGAUUGGAAUGUUCGACAAGGAAAAGAAGGGUACGAUAGAUAUUCAAGAAUUCCAAGCCUUAUUUAACUAUGUUAAUGCAUGGCUCGGUGUAUUUCGAGGUUUCGACCAUGACAACUCUGGAAGCAUUCAGGAGAGUGAGCUAUCAGCUGCUCUAACGCAGAUGGGUUAUAGAUUUAGCCCUGAGUUUAUAAAAUUCCUUAUACAGAAGAGUGAUUUUAAUCAACACCAAUCCAUCAGUAUUGAUCAGUUCAUUGUUUUAUGUGUACAAAUUCAAAGGUUUACAGAGGCAUUCAGGCAAAGAGAUGCUCAACAGAGUGGCACAAUAUCGAUCGCCUUUGAAGAUUUCUUGAGCGUGGCUCUCAACUGCAGUGUUUGAGAAUUUUUGAAUCCAAUACUAAUUGCAAAUAAUAUUUCUCAUUGCAUUUGCACAUUAACCUGUAUAUUGUUCUACGUGACCAACACAUUACCCGAAUUCUAUCUAUUCGACAGAUGAAAAUUUUCCAAAACCAGGCAGUUUACUGCGCUGGAAAAACAAGCUUAUUCAUUCAAAAUAAAUGUAAAUAACACUUUGUUAACGAUAAAACGUCGUAAGCUAAUUUUUUGGCAUUCCAAAUGAUUACAAAACGUGUUUGACUGCAACUAUUUCAACUAACUUAUCGAAAUUUUCCAAGGUCGAGCGACCAUUUCUGAGAUUCAAGGAUCACUAAUCAGCUCUGACUUGAGAACUAUGAAGUAUGGUGUAUGGCAUCCAGUACAAUGCUUCGCGUAGCCAAGUAGAAAGAAGAAGAAGAGAGCUUUGCGAUAUUCCACACGCAAUUGUUUGAUAAUCAGUCAACAAACUCUUAGCAUAGUCGAUAUAUAUGUCUAUAUCUCCAUGCUUGAUCCUAGCCCUCCAUAUCUGAUUAGGCUGGGAGGGACGGAUCUACUGUGCGUAUGCACGGACCGUGCUGAAAAGCGGAUCAAUUCCUUCAAAUUGGCCAUUCUGAAUUGCAUGUUUCUCAACUUCUAAGUCGUUGGCUUAUUCGAAUUAGCUACAUUAAUUAUUUUUUGUAAGAAGAUGAGAGAAAAAUACUCUAUAAUUUCGUAUUUCUAAUAUUAAGGAUGUUAUAAACAAAACUGGUAUUAUCCACAAUAGUAACUGUAGCGACUCAUUCGUUUCCUGAGAACAAUGAUGCAUAAUCAUAACAUGUGACAGUGAUAUGUGAUCGUCUAUGUAUUUGUUUAUACCUAUGAAUAAAUACAUUUUCACAAAGAA
This is a messenger RNA of Neodiprion virginianus, 1570 nucleotides long. It is a transcript of the gene Pef, whose product is annotated as peflin. Lineage: Eukaryota; Metazoa; Arthropoda; Insecta; Hymenoptera; Diprionidae. The record is from RefSeq and is a predicted model, not a curated record. The coding region runs from base 131 to 691 and encodes 186 amino acids. Gene Ontology annotation, biological process: COPII vesicle coat assembly. Gene Ontology annotation, molecular function: calcium ion binding. The transcript has 4 exons.